GAAUUGUGCUAGCCGUUCAAUAGCAACCCAAUAUUAAAAUCUCUCGUGUGUGAUGUAUUCCGUGCAUUGUACUUCGAAUGCUCAACAGGAAAAGAAACACGGACGAAACUCCAUCCAAUCAACGAAUACACCACGAGUUAACACACAGGCAAUACACAGUUGAACGUGAAAAAAUAAUUUCAAUUCCAGUGUGUACGGUGGCGUAGUUGAAUCGUAGCAUUUAAUUCAUAUUACAACAAAAAAAUAAAACAGAAGAAAAAGAAACAUAUAAAAAAAAUCGCUCAACAGCCAAACAUUUAUGCGCUAACUGUUUUUUUUCUUUCAAAAUUAGUUUUAAUUUGUGCAGCAAAUUGUUUUCUAGCCGCUCUUCCGUUGCGUUUUAUUUGUUUAAUUUUAUUUUUACUUGAGUCAAUUUUGGUUUUCGUGUUGUAUUUUUGCAUUUUCUUUGCUGGUAAUUUUCUAUUUUGCCACAAAAUUCGGUCGACAGUGCAUACGUACACGAUACAUUUUGAAGACGGUGAUCGUGUUUUUGUUUCUUGUCAAUGUGCCCCGGUUGUUUUGUAUAAACCGAAAUCCGAAGACGAGAAGGGAACAACAAAAACAACACAAUUCGUCGAAUAUUGUGGAGCGAAACAAAAGAAAGAAAGAAAAAAAAGUACAUUUCAGGUGAGCAUUUGGAUUGACGUCGCUGUUGAUUUAUUUCAUCGUGCAUGGAAUUUUUUCACGUAUGAGUGUUAUAAUUUCUUUCAUUGUUUGAAAAAUUACAACGAACAACAUACACACAAGAAAAAAAAACGGCAUAAGUGAAUAUUUCAAGCGUCGAAACGCCGAUACAAAGCAGCGAAACUAAAUUGACGGGGUAAAGUUGAAGCAGCAUCGAUAGACAAAAAAAAGAAACAAAAAGCACACUGAAAGUGAAAUUAGUUAAACAAAAGGCAAAACGAAACGAAACAAGAAAAAAAUAACUACACGGUAGAUAAAUAUAAGCGGCUUCAACACUCUGAAUUCGGUGGUUUUUAUUUGUUUCGGUACGCGCGUGUUUGUGUGAGAAAACCGAAAAGAAAAGUGAAGACAACAAGAAAGAGUUUAACAAAAUCGCAUGUAAUUUUUCUCUCGGCAGCAAUCGAUGCCCAUGAUUUGCGCAUACAUAUUUUGUACGUUAAUUGUAUGUGAUUGAAUACAUACAUAAAAUCGUUUACAAGUUUGAAAGUAGAAGCGGUUUUGUGCAUACAACAUAUAAAUUGGAAAAUACGCAUACACACUGAUUGACUGACUGACUGACUUACUCAUCGACUGAGAGAACAAGAAAGAGAAAUAAUCGGAUAUAAAAGCGCAGUCUUUUCUCUCUCUCUCUCUAUCUCUUUCUCUCCCUCCAUCCGAUCAAAUUGUGCGUGCAAUAAGCCAUAUUGAAGUGAUCUAGAGAAUAUUAACGAUACCGAAAAGCUUAACGACAAUACACACACGUCACGCAAACACAAAAAUGGUGAACCAAUUGCUUUGUUUUAAGGCCGGUGGCCUAGUGUUGGGCAUCAUUGGAACAGCUCUAUCAAUGCUCAAUUUAGUUUGGGCAAUCGCUGCGUAUGAAGAGCUUCCAUUUAUUAAUGAUCACAUUAUAUUGGGCAAAUUGAUUGGCUAUGCUCCUGACCACUUCAUCAGACUGGCUUACGUCAUAAUUUCAAUAUUCGAGCUGGUCGCUGCUGCACUAUUGAUUGCCGGCAUUUUACUGAAAAAGAAAUACUGUUUGCUGCCCUGGAUUGUUAGCUACAUGGUGGAUAUAAUAGUAAUAUCAUUGGAAGCCUGGAAUUAUCUCAUACUGUCCAUUGUUUGUAUGACUAUCUUCGGUGGAGUUAUUUACAUCUGGUAUGCUAUAGUCUUAUUGUACAAGGAAUUCCAAGCGGAAGAAGAGGCCAACACGGGAGUGCAAAUGGCAUAUGUGGACGAAGCACCAUCACAACUUCCGCCGUACAGCGUGCUGACGAUCGACAAGUGAUCAACGAUCACACACAUGCUAGCCAGAAACAAUACAGCAACAACAACAACAAUCAAGAAGAAUCGAUUUAAAGCAAAUCAGAUUGAUACACAUUUCUCCACAGAAAAGUUUUUUGCAUCUUCCUUAAUUAAAGCAAUGAAGUUUUUUUUUCUAGAAAAUUAUUAUUUAAUUAGAUGAGAAAGAGUUGCGAGUAAAAUCUAAAAAUUUAUCUGGACAUUUUCCUCGGUUGAAUUCAUUGUAUAUGCGUGUGCGAGUGUUUGUAUCAGCAAGUGAUCGUAUUUAAUUAAUUUUUCAAAAUCGCACCCUUGAUGCGCAAGCAAAUCGAAAAAAUCUCAAUGACGUUGAACUUAUGUGUGUACUUGUCUUUCGUCUAAAUAUUUCAGACUUGAAGAAUUUAUUGAAACAACACAUUUCUCCUAUUCUGUUUUAGCUAAUAAUUUAAUUGAAUGUCCGAGAAUGAAAACGCAACUUCUAUUCACAACACAUAUAAGUGAAACAAAAAUAAAAAAAUUUAUUGAAAUGAAACAACACAAUCGAAUUUUUUCAAAGUGUAACAACAAAAAAGAUUUUUUUAAAGUGUAACAUCGGUAUGUAGUAAGUGUAACAACAUACCGAUGUUACACUUUAAAAAAAUCUUUUUUGUUGUUACACUUUGAAAAAAUUCGAUUGUGUUGUUUCAUUUCAAUAAAUUUUUUGUUUUUGUUUCACUUAUAUGUGUUGUGAAUAGAAGUUGCGUUUUCAUUCUCGGACAUUCAAUUGUACAUUUAAACCUACACACACACACACACGCUCACAUGUAUACAUAAACACCCGAUGAAACAAUGUGUAGGUUAAAUGAAAAUUGAUUUUCAAUCGCAAAAGACAAAAUAAGCUGACAAAUGAAUAUUUGUCGUUGUGCUGAAAAUAACCAAAUAUUUAGUUAAGAAUUCUUAGAUGCGUAGAUUAAAAUUUGAGAAUAAAAGAAAAAUAUCGGAAAAACGAGAGCAAA
Molecule: messenger RNA, 2978 nt
Organism: Sitodiplosis mosellana (orange wheat blossom midge)
Lineage: Eukaryota; Metazoa; Arthropoda; Insecta; Diptera; Cecidomyiidae
Exons: 4
Coding region: 1481-1990 (169 amino acids)
Source: RefSeq, a predicted model, not a curated record